AUGGAGGCUGGGGGCUGCCGCUACCAGUUCCGGAUCGCGCUGCUGGGGGACGCGGCGGUGGGCAAGACGUCGCUGCUGCGGCGCUACGUGGCGGGCGCGCCCCGGACCCCCGAGCCCGAGCCCGAGGCGGAGUCGACGCCCACGGUCGGCGUCGAGUUCUACAGCCGCGCGCUGCAGCUGCCGGCCGGGCCCCGCGUCAAGCUGCAGCUCUGGGACACCGCGGGCGAGGAGCGCUUCAGGUGCAUCACCAGGUCCUUCUACCGGAACAUGGUGGGUGUCCUGCUGGUCUUUGAUGUGACAAACAGGAAGUCCUUUGAACACAUCCCAGACUGGCACCAGGAGGUCAUGGCCACUCAGGGCCCCGACAAGGCAAUCUUCCUGCUGGUUGGCCACAAGAGUGACCUGCAGAGCACCCGUUGUGUCUCGGCUCAGGAGGCAGAGGAACUGGCCGCCUCCCUGGGCAUGGCCUUCAUGGAGACCUCAGCCAAAAGCAACUGCAAUGUGGAUCUGGCCUUCGACACCCUCGCUGACGCCAUCCAGCGGGCCCUGCAGCAGGGGGACAUCAAGCUGGAGGAGGACCGGGGCGGUGUGCGGCUCAUCCACAAGACCCAAAUCGCCAGGCCCCCCAGCAGGAAGCAGCACUCAGGCCCAUGCCAGUGUUGACUCUGGGAGGGAAAGGGUUAAAGCAGUGCCAACCUCAGAGCAGCUGGUGGGAGGGGAGAGUUAGCAUCCCUCUGGAGGGCAAAUGGCGAAAUAUAUCCAAAGGGUUAAUAUAAACAGUAUCCUGGCAAAGUCAUGCCUCCUGGAUUUUGUCGUCUUGGGAGCUCAGCCCCUUUCUACCAGAAAUGUCUAGGGCGGGGUGUGCAGCUUCUGUCAUUGAUCCUGUUUCCUUGUUCAUCAAUGGGGCUAUAAAAUACCCCAGCUCUCAGGGAAGGUGUGGGUGUGAAUGAGAUAAUGGAUGGGAUAUGCUCAGCCAGAGCCUGCCAGUCAGGGAGAAGUGAAUGCCCAGAGUUGUCACCAACACUCCUUCCUCUCUUGGCCGGGAUGUGGCCAUUUCUGGCAGCGUUCCUGGGCUCGGACGCUGAGAUGCUCAGCGUCUGGACGCCGCUGCACAGGCGAGGAUGGGUGCAGGGAAUUUCAGAGCAAGCCGGCCUCGGAGACUCCUUGGGUGCUGAGGCUUGGAUGAGUCUUCAAGUGUGGCCUCAAACCCAGGGUUGCAGCCCCUGCCCCUACUCCAAGGCCAGGGGCUGCAUCUGGAUCUGGGAGAAGGGAUGAACAUGAAUGAGCAGCUCCCGUGUUGGGCACACAGUGGAUGCCGCGGUUAGCCACCAAGAUCCCCUUCAGGGCUGAAGAACCAACCUAUGGCCGCCCCAUCAGGCUGCUGGGAGUGCUGCCUGAUGAUGGUCCUCAACUUGCAGCCCUUUCUGGGAAGUGCCCACCCCUCAGGGGCAGCCCACUUCCAAUGUCAGUGUAAUGGGGGGAGCUGUUCAAAGGCCCAGACCUCUUAUCCCAACACUGGACAACUCUGAAGGUCAAACCCAGCUUAACACUCUCUAUGGGGGGGGCCACUGUUGUGACAACAUCACAGCUAAAUUCCUCCUCUGCUCAGUCCUGCUUCCUUCCUUCCCUCCCCCAAGCAGGUAUUGAUCUCAAGAAUCUCCUAAUGUCUGCACAACAAUCUCCAUCUCAGUCUACCUUGAAACAGAAACUGCUAGGCAGAGAAUGUUUGAGAGCAAUCAGGGCAAGCUUCAUGGAGGAGAUGUUGUUUAUGUUGGGAAGAAUCUCAGUAAGUGUAGAGGGUGUCGCUUGGGGUGUCAUUGUGCCACUGGGCAUGGGAAGAGCAUGGGCAGUUGCCACAGCAAAAAGAGUACACCCACUUAACUCACUUUGUGACCUGGGGCCGGUCACUCCACCUCCUUGAGUCUCACAUUCCUUCUCAAUAACAAGUGACUGAUAAUCCUUCCUUUCUAGGGUUCUUGGGAGGUGUUCAGUCAGGGUGAGUUUCUCAGCUUCCUCCCAUGGUGACUGGGCCGGGUGGGUCUCACUAUGCACUGACUGCCUCCUCUUUUUAAAACAUCAUCACUCAUCCUUAUGAUAAUCUUGCAAGGUCGGCACAGUUAUCCCCAUUUCACAGAUGGGAAAGCUUGGGUCAGGAGAGGGAAAUG
Diceros bicornis minor is the source of this 2165-nucleotide messenger RNA. RefSeq names its product RAB42, member RAS oncogene family (gene RAB42). Lineage: Eukaryota; Metazoa; Chordata; Mammalia; Perissodactyla; Rhinocerotidae. Gene Ontology annotation, cellular component: Golgi membrane. The record is from RefSeq and is a predicted model, not a curated record. The coding region runs from base 1 to 663 and encodes 220 amino acids. The transcript is spliced from 2 exons. Gene Ontology annotation, molecular function: GTP binding; GTPase activity.